Coregonus clupeaformis (lake whitefish) is the source of this 898-nucleotide messenger RNA. Its product is annotated as troponin C, slow skeletal and cardiac muscles. Gene Ontology annotation, cellular component: myosin II complex. Gene Ontology annotation, molecular function: calcium ion binding. The coding region runs from base 114 to 599 and encodes 161 amino acids. The transcript has 6 exons. The record is from RefSeq and is a predicted model, not a curated record. Lineage: Eukaryota; Metazoa; Chordata; Actinopteri; Salmoniformes; Salmonidae.
UAAAACCCUCCCAGGAUGUGGCCAGUGUCCUGCUCCUAGCUGUGCUCUAACUCCCUCAUCUGUGCCACUACACCCCACGGACAGACGGGCAGCGGCCAAGCCAAGCCGCCACCAUGAACGACAUCUACAAAGCAGCGGUAGAGCAGCUGACAGACGAGCAGAAAAACGAGUUCAAGGCGGCCUUUGACAUCUUUGUCCAGGAUGCGGAGGACGGCUGCAUCAGCACCAAGGAGCUGGGCAAGGUGAUGAGGAUGCUGGGGCAGAACCCCACCCCCGAGGAGCUGCAGGAGAUGAUCGACGAGGUGGAUGAAGACGGCAGUGGGACGGUGGACUUUGAUGAGUUCCUGGUGAUGAUGGUGAGGUGCAUGAAGGACGACAGCAAAGGGAAAACAGAGGAGGAACUGGCAGAUCUCUUCUGCAUGUUUGACAAGAAUGCAGACGGCUACAUAGACCUGGAGGAGCUGAAGGUAAUGCUGGAGGCCACAGGGGAGGCCAUCACUGAGGACGACAUCGAGGAGCUCAUGAAGGACGGAGACAAGAACAACGACGGGAAAAUCGACUACGACGAGUUCUUAGAGUUCAUGAAAGGAGUAGAAUAAACAGCGUCAAGGGAAGACAGAGUCCCCUGGCCCUUGAUGAUAUUUGUAUGUUUCACUUCAACAUCACAGACAUCUAUGUACAACUGGAGGCUGACUUUUGGAUGUCAUCGGUAGAACUUCUGAACGACUUGCAAGAUUUAGUUGAAUAAUCAAUCUAUCUAAUUGCUUAUGUAUUUUUUUUAGAACUUUCUACCAUUUCUUGCAUUGUUGUAAAUACAGUUUGUAACUCAUUUUGGUGUCCAUAGACUGCAUUUGUUUAAAUGUAACCACCUGAAAAUAAUCACAUAACUUGCAUAUCA